GUGACUUGCAGGAGUGUUCAGAAUGCCUGAGCCAGCGAAGUCGGCGCCGGCCCCGAAGAAGGGCUCCAAGAAGGCGGUGACCAAGGCGCAGAAAAAGGACGGCAAGAAGCGCAAGCGCAGCCGCAAGGAGAGCUACUCGGUGUACGUGUACAAGGUGCUCAAGCAGGUGCACCCCGACACGGGCAUCUCGUCCAAGGCCAUGGGCAUCAUGAACUCGUUCGUCAACGACAUCUUCGAGCGCAUCGCGGGCGAGGCGUCGCGCCUGGCGCACUACAACAAGCGCUCGACCAUCACGUCGCGGGAGAUCCAGACGGCCGUCCGCCUGCUGCUGCCCGGGGAGCUGGCCAAGCACGCCGUGUCCGAGGGCACCAAGGCCGUCACCAAGUACACCAGUUCCAAGUGAGCAUGUCUGUGAACGCCAACUUAAAAGGCUCUUUUAAGAGCCACCCAUGUUAUCACUUAAAGAUCUGUAACUGAGUACCCUGACAGUUCUCUUAUCAGUGUUGGGAUCUUCCAACAUGAAGGUCUGUAAGGAUCGCUGAGGAAAAAUGGCCAAUUUGAGCUUUCCCUCUGCAGUAACCCGUUCUUACCUGUGAAGGAAAGUGCUUUCUGUCCAGCAUUGAUUGCUUAGCUAAGUUAUUUUCUCCACCAACACUUGACCAUUUUUAUUUUUCUUUUUCUUCAUUUUAUUUGUCCUUCAGAACUCAUUAAAAGGGGAAACGUUAACAACG
Molecule: messenger RNA, 731 nt
Organism: Tupaia belangeri chinensis (Chinese tree shrew)
Lineage: Eukaryota; Metazoa; Chordata; Mammalia; Scandentia; Tupaiidae
Product: histone H2B type 1
Exons: 1
Coding region: 23-403 (126 amino acids)
Cellular component (GO): nucleosome
Molecular function (GO): DNA binding; structural constituent of chromatin; protein heterodimerization activity
Source: RefSeq, a predicted model, not a curated record